This is a messenger RNA of Sitophilus oryzae (rice weevil), 1463 nucleotides long. RefSeq lists its product as uncharacterized. The record is from RefSeq and is a predicted model, not a curated record. The coding region runs from base 323 to 1450 and encodes 375 amino acids. The transcript has 4 exons. NCBI's taxonomy places the organism in Eukaryota, Metazoa, Arthropoda, Insecta, Coleoptera, Curculionidae.
CGUCAGGUGGUCGAACCGACGCACAGUGGUUCCGAUAUGGCAAAAAGUGACGCAUAUCGGUUAAAAUUCAUAUCUGAUAAAUCUCUCUUUUAAUAACAUAUUUCAAAUACGCACCCGAUAAACCAUUUAUCACUAUCUCGUCUAUGUUUUUUGUUGAUUAUUUUUUGAUGGCGAGCAUUUUUAAGAUUUUUAUCAUUUUUACACUUUGUAAAUCGAACGGAGGUCAGCAUUAAGAUAAAUUUUGGUGUUUUAUUAAAUCAACAAUAAUACGUGUGAAAAGUAAUACAACCAUGGAGGAAGGCCAUUCAGCUUAUGUCGACCAAUGAGAAUGGCUUUCUGCAAGGAAGACUGUAAUACAAUUCUAACAGAGUAUUCUAGAGUGAUGAAGGAAAUUGUGGAAAUACAGGACAGUAAAAUAAAAAUUAAUAAUAGCGUAGAAGUCAUUGUAAGACAUAGAUUCUACUGUACAAUGGUAGAUGGAAAAAUAAUAAAUGCGGUGUGCAAAAAUGCUGCAACUUCGAGAUGCCCUGUUUGUCUAGCUGGACCAAAAACUUUGAAUAAUUUGCCGAGCCAAACCAAUGCAGAUGUUUUGAAAUUUGGAAUAUCCCCUUUGCAUGCAAAAAUUAACUCCAUGGAAUUUUUACUGAGAUGUUCAUACAAACUGGCCUCUACGAAGGAAGAACAAGAAACUAAAAAGAAAAUAAUACAAAAGCAGUUUAAAGAGAAAACUGGUUUAAACAUAGGUAAACCAAAACCAGGGUUUGGUAUUUCCCAUGACGGAAAUACAGCUAGGAGAUUUUUUCAGAACUCGAAAGUUACAUCUGAAAUUAUAGGGAUAGAGUUACCUAUUAUUGAAAGGUUCUCGAAUGUCCUAGCUGCGAUAUCAUGCAACAGAAUUAUUUCACCUGAGUCUUAUGAAAAUUAUGCACGUGAAACUGCUGAACUUUUUCACAAAACCUACCCUCAAUUCACGUUUUCACCAACAGUUCAUAAAAUUCUUUACCAUGGACAUGAGUACAUGAAACAAUUUCCUUUCAUUCCAGUAGGUAAUAUUUCUUAUAAAACUUUAAUACCAAACAAUAAUUAUUUUUUUAAUUUAGGAGCAUUGAGUGAAGAACCACAAGAAGCCCGCAACAAAGAUUUUAAAAGAUAUCGUACAGACUUCUCAAGAAAGAUUUCUCGGAAAGACACUUUAGAAGAUAUUUUUAACAGAUUUAUGUUAACAUCUGAUCCUCUAUUUUUUUUCUUAUUCAAGAAAUUUCAGUUGUCAUCAAAGACAACAAAAAAGGAUGAAAAUGUACACCUACCUCUAGAUUUUCUCAAUGAGGAAACUUCUGUUAACAAUGCCAUGAUGGGUGUGGGGUACGAUAUGAGUUCUGACGAGGACAAUUCUACAAGUAAUGAUGAAGAUGACGAAAUUACUAAUGAGUUUGAAGAUGGCGUUUUUUAACUAGCGAUUCAUA